CAUUAGCCUAUCUGUGGGGUUCCUGCCUGAUACCGCGGUCGAUUGCGAGUCAAUCUGUGAUCCAUUACCUACAAUAUAAAUCUCUGUGCACCCCGGCUGAGUCGCGCUGAACCAAGCAAGUCGAGUCGCGCAAUCAAGAUGCCGGUAUUCACAGAAUUCUCCUCCAAGUCACGAGACCUCCGAGUUCUCCCUUCCUUUGCUCUUCCUUUGCCUCGUCUUACCCCACCCUUUCAGCCCACAGGAAAUGAUGGAGUUGAAAGAUACGAAGUAGUUGUUGUUGGGGCCGGACCCGCAGGGCUCAUGACACAGCUUUUGUUGGCCAGAUAUGGGUUGAGCGACGAUUCACUAUUAUGUAUUGACUCGAAAGCAAACACUCUGAAAUCCGGUCAGGCAGAUGGCGUUCAACCCCGAACGUUGGAAGUAUUCAAGACUCUGGGCAUUUCGGACGAGAUUGAAAAUGAGGCCUGCCAGAUGUGGCAGUUCGCCUUCUGGAAUACUUCCACGGACACGUCCAAGACCAUUGAACGCAAAUCCGUUGUUUCUAACGUGAUACCCCCGGCCCGCUUUUGCUACGAGGCUACUAUGCAUCAGGGCCGAAUUGAACGGAUCAUGGAAACUGAUCUACUGCGGUACUCCAAAAGAGGAGUGCAAAGAGACACCAAACUGCUCCAUGUACAGAUUGACGAGAAUGACCCGGAAUUCCCGGUUUUGGCUGCAAUCGAGACUCGUGAUGUCAGAAGAGUGAUUCGUACGAAACAUCUCGUUGGUGCGGAUGGGGCACACUCCACGGUGCGCAAGUGUAUGGGGUUAAGGUUAGAGGGUCAGUCGCUGGACCAUAUCUGGGGCGUUGUGGACAUGGUCGUGGACACAAACUUCCCGGAUAUUCGAAGACGGUGUGCCAUCCAUUCUCCGGCUGGCUCAGUAAUGGUCAUCCCGAGAGAGCGGAUAGUGACGGGUGAGCACCUCACUCGACUCUACGUUCAGGUACCAGGACUAGCAAAGCCAGAAAGCGACGUGACUCCGGGGGGAGCUCCGCCAGAAUUGAAUGUUGAAGAUGCCAGAAUACGCAGAGGGCAGGUGACCCUGGAAGGUAUCCUCAAGCAAGCUUCGGACGCGUUCGAGCCAUAUCACUUGAGACCGAAAAACGGAUUGAUCGAUUGGUGGGCAGCGUAUCAGAUUGGCCAGCGGGUCUCGCCCGACUUCAUCGCAAAAGACUCUGCUGGAGUUCCCAGAGUAUUUAUUGUCGGAGAUGCCUGCCAUACUCAUAGUCCCAAGGCUGGUCAAGGAAUGAAUGUGUCCAUGAUGGACUCUUACAAUCUUGCCUGGAAGCUGGCUUACCACAUUCAUGGACUCAGCGCGGCUUCUGUCGAGCAAGGGACACCGGAUCCCCUUCUCGACACAUACCAUCUAGAACGGCAUGCCAACGCGCAGCAGCUGAUUGACUUUGACCGGCAGUUUUCCACCAUCUUUUCCGGUCAGCUAGAUACGGGGGAGUCCGGGAUGUCUCAUGCGCAGUUUGUGGAAACGUUCAAUACGGGCAACGGCUUCACCAGCGGCUGCGGGGUGGAAUAUCCCGAGAAUAUGAUCGUUGUCAGGGAGCCAUCAGCAAGCCCCGUUCAUGGCGACGACUACUUGUCUGGUAUACUACGACCAGGCAGACGAUUGCUCAAUGUGAAAUUGAGGCGACACGCGGACGGACGGCACCGGGACAUCCAAGAUGACCUGGCAUCAAACGGCCGAUUCCGUGUUCUGACGCUUACCUCGGAUGAUCUCCUUAACGCUCAAGGCGUGUCUGCGCGGGCAUUGCACAAUGUGGCCGCAUUGUUGGGAGAGUUCCCGGCCGAGGUCAUCGAGCAGAUCGUCGUGCACCCGAGACUCCCGAGUGACUUUGAAUGGAACAACAUUCCUGCGUGUGUAAAAGAACAGGCGGAGAUGCGCUUCUACAACGGACACGACCUGGAGGACACAUACGCGAUCUACGGGGUGGACCCUGGUCAGGGGGCGCUGGUGGUGGUACGGCCGGACGGGUAUGUUGGGAUGGUCGCGCAGCUGUGUAAUGUGGGCCACGUCAAGGAGUACCUAAGUCGGUGUAUAAAAACGAUCUAGGAAGGUCAGCGAUCUGGAACAGCAUGUUGACCGAGAAUUGAGGCACACGGCACCAUAACCGUGGAAUUCCGAGGUAGUCCCGUGGGACCAGCUGUCGAUUCACGAGGACUGGCCGUUGCUGGGAGGGGCGUGGUGGCUGAGGCUGCCAGCCGAGGGAUCCGCAUGAGCCACACGCAUCCCCCAUGCAUUAGGGGCCUGUUCGACGUCAUGUGUCAGUUGCAGCACCACCACCGGGACGGAGUUAGAGCCCACAGAAAGGGGG
Molecule: messenger RNA, 2368 nt
Organism: Aspergillus sclerotioniger CBS 115572
Lineage: Eukaryota; Fungi; Ascomycota; Eurotiomycetes; Eurotiales; Aspergillaceae
Product: phenol monooxygenase
Exons: 5
Coding region: 139-2106 (655 amino acids)
Molecular function (GO): FAD binding
Source: RefSeq, a predicted model, not a curated record